This is a messenger RNA of Cajanus cajan (pigeon pea), 959 nucleotides long. RefSeq names its product dehydration-responsive element-binding protein 2D. NCBI's taxonomy places the organism in Eukaryota, Viridiplantae, Streptophyta, Magnoliopsida, Fabales, Fabaceae. Gene Ontology annotation, cellular component: nucleus. Gene Ontology annotation, molecular function: transcription cis-regulatory region binding; DNA-binding transcription factor activity. The record is from RefSeq and is a predicted model, not a curated record. Gene Ontology annotation, biological process: response to stress; positive regulation of DNA-templated transcription.
UCUUUAAGCCCUUGAGCUUAUCUCUAUACUUUUGUAAGUUAGAAUCAUCGAGAAUGAUGAAAUCAGGCGUGGGAAUUGAGGAGAGGAAGCAGGUGAAGAAACGAGCGCCGAGCAGGUCGAGAAAGGGGUGCAUGAGAGGCAAAGGUGGACCUGAGAACGCGAGUUGCACCUACAAAGGUGUGAGGCAGAGAACAUGGGGCAAAUGGGUCGUUGAAAUACGCGAACCCAACCGUGGUGCCCGCAUCUGGCUCGGCACAUUUGAGACCUCUCACCAGGCUGCUUUGGCUUAUGAUGCUGCAGCACGCAGGCUUUAUGGCUCAGAUGCCAAGCUCAAUUUACCACACCUCUCUAUCAAACCUCAAUCUCACUCUCACUCUUCUCAAAACAACAUCAACAUCAACAUGGCUGCAUGUUCCAAUUUCAACACCAACACCAACACCAUGGUGCCUCUUCCUUUGGACACCAAUCCAAAACCUUUGGAGAACGAGGCAGAGUUUCGUCUAUGGACACCACCAGUUUUUGAUGAUUCCAUCUGGACAGAAGCUGCUAUGUCCCUUGAUUUUCCUCUACUUGCACCAGACACAUCGGAGAACAACAGUUAUAUCAUCAAUUAAGACUAGUCUAGUUAAAUACUUAUAUACAGUUUCUACUAUCUACCUUUAAGUCUAUAGAAGGUCACCCGUAGUUAUUUUCUGACGAUGAUGUUGAUUAUCACUAUGAGGUCAUCAACCUGGUUAUUGUAAUAAUAUUAUUACAAUAAUAUAUUUACAUUAAAUAUAUAAAUGUUACUUAAUAGUAUUAAGGGAUGGUAAAUUGGUGAUAGUGUUCUAUCACCCCUUGUUUUAAGUUUGUGUCCUCUGUAUGCAGCUUGUGAUAUAUGUCAAUUAAGUAUGAUUGUGUGUAGUAUAUGUAUAUGUAAUAAUGUUUCCUUAUAUAAAAUGUAAUAUUGGAGUAUUUUA